Momordica charantia (bitter melon) is the source of this 1497-nucleotide messenger RNA. Lineage: Eukaryota; Viridiplantae; Streptophyta; Magnoliopsida; Cucurbitales; Cucurbitaceae. The record is from RefSeq and is a predicted model, not a curated record.
AUGGCUCUAGGUUUUAUAGAAUCAUCAAGUGGGAGUAAAUCCAUGGAAGAUACAGGAAAGGAAUAUUUCAAGGAAUUAUGUUGGAGGUUUUUUUUUGAAAAUUCUAGUGAGGAGUGUAACUUCGACAGUGAUGUUAAUAUGCAUGAUGUGAUGCGUGAUCUUACCAUUAAUGUAGCUGGAAAGAAAUAUGUACAUGAAAGUUUCAAUUGUGAUUAUGUUUUCAGAGAAAAAACUCGUCAUGUUUCAUUUGGCUAUGAAAUAAAAUCAUGGUCGAAUGUUUUAUUCAAAUUACACAAGGCAAAAGGAUUAAGAACGUUCCAGUUGUUCUCGUCUAAUUAUAGACUUGGAAUGUAUGGGCCCAUGAUCAAUGAAGCUGUCAUGGAUGAACUAUUUUCUAGUUUUCCACGUUUGCGAGUACUGGGUCUCAAUAACUCAAAUAUUCAUGUGGUGCCGAAUUCUAUAAGAAAGCUCAGACAUCUUCGAUAUCUAGAUAUCUCUGAAAAUUAUAUGGCAUCACUUCCAAAUUCUAUCACUAAAUUGCAAAAUUUGCAAACACUAAAUCUGAUGAACUGUUAUAGACUAUCACAACUGCCCAGGAACACCAGCAAUCUUGUUAAUCUUAGACAUCUUGGUUUAAUGGGUGCAUAUAGACUAACCCAUAUGCCAAAAGGGAUGGUGAAGUUGAGUUGUCUACAGACAGUAAGUUAUCUUGUGUUGGACUGCGAAAGGUCCAAUAUGGUAAGCGAAUUGAAUGUGCUGAACUAUAUAAAUGGAGAGUUAAAAAUCAUAGGUUUAGAGCAGUUGAGGCGUACUCCAUCUAAAGCCAGCUUAAUAAACCUGAAAGACAAAAAAGGUUUGCAAGGUUUGAGACUUAAUUGGAAGCCGAGCUGGGAUGAUAAGGAAUACGAAGCUAAGGGUGAUGAAACAGUAAUUGAAGGCCUACAACCACAUCCGAACGUUGAACUCUUGAUCAUUCGAGGAUACGAUGGAGUAGGAUUACCCAAUUGGGUAUCUACCUCGCUCUCCAAUUUAACUGAGAUUGGAAUUGGCAAAUGCCAAAGAUUGCAAUAUCUACCUCAGUUGGGCAAUCUUCAGGCUUUAAAAGUUCUAUACUUAGGGGACAUGAGAUCUCUCAAGUUCAUACACAAGAAUGAACCAUGCUCAUGCUCAUCACGCUCCUUCCCAUCUCUCGAGAGUCUAAGUUUGAAGGAAAUGCAUAAUUUGGAAGGAUGGUGGGAAAUAGAAGAGACUCUUCCAAUUUUUCCUCGGCUACUUUCAUUCAAGAUCGACGGCUGUCCCAAGUUAAGUUCCAUGCCAAAGAUUGCUUCUACUGGAGUGGAUGUUAGUUUAUGCGAUGUUGGUGUUCAGUUGGUAAAUACAAUAGGCCCGUUGAAGAGUUUUAAGAGAUUAAAACUCCAAGAAAUUAGGGAUCUCGUUUAUCUAGAAAUGGGAUCUCGGCAAAACAUCGAUUGGCCUAUACAAAACUUCAAGAUCUGA